Molecule: messenger RNA, 942 nt
Organism: Arthroderma uncinatum
Lineage: Eukaryota; Fungi; Ascomycota; Eurotiomycetes; Onygenales; Arthrodermataceae
Exons: 2
Coding region: 1-942 (313 amino acids)
Source: RefSeq, a predicted model, not a curated record
AUGCUCGUCAACCUGUCCGGGGACGAGGAAGUUCUGAAAGAGCUGGCAGAGGACGAUGCCUUUCUCGAGAUACUGCUGAAAAAAGUGACAAACCCGAAAGAAAAGGCCGCAAGCGAGAUCACCAUGCUUCUAGCCAACCUGGCGAAGUCGGAUAGCAUCAAACGGGUCGUCACGCUGACGAGGGCCAUACCAGAGGGUGUGUCCACCUCCUCAAAGGCUAUGGAUCAACUGAUGGACUGCUUCAUCAAGGGAAGGGACAGAAGGACGGAGAAUGGCGGCAAGCCAGCCAGCAGCGAGGAAGACAAGACAUACGAUUAUCUAUCGUACUUCUUCGCCGACAUCUCUAAAUUCGAAGAGGGACGGGCAUACUUCGUCACGGAGCAGGAAUAUGACUCUGUAAUCCCGAUCACUAAACUCACGGUGUUCACCGAGCAUCGUAGCCAUAUUCGACGGAGAGGUGUAGCGUCGACUAUCAAAAAUGUCGCAUUCGAGGUCUCUUCACAUCCUGCAUUGAUAUCGGAGUCCGAAGUGAAUCUAUUACCAUAUAUCUUGCUCCCCCUCGCAGGACCCGAGGAAUUCGACGACAAGGAAAGCUCCGAGAUGCUUCCUGAUCUCCAGCUUCUUCCACCGGAUAAAGAGCGUGAUCCUGAUCCCGAGAUUCUCACCACGCAUUUAGAGACACUGCUACUUCUCACUUCGACGAGAGAGGGACGAGAUACACUGAGGAACAUCCAGGUCUACCCCCUCGUCCGGGAAUGCCAUAUGCACGUCGACGACGAAGGAGUGCAGGAAGCGUGUGAUCGGCUUGUCCAAGUGAUCAUGCGUGACGAGGAGGGCGAAGGAGAGGGGACUGCUGAAGCUAUAGAGAAGGCUAAGAUGCUCGAGUUGAAGGGCCAGUCUGGAAACGAUGCCGACGAAGAGAAAGUAGUCGAGAUCUUUUGA